Choloepus didactylus (southern two-toed sloth) is the source of this 2608-nucleotide messenger RNA. RefSeq names its product coiled-coil glutamate rich protein 2 (gene CCER2). The record is from RefSeq and is a predicted model, not a curated record. The coding region runs from base 1565 to 2365 and encodes 266 amino acids. NCBI's taxonomy places the organism in Eukaryota, Metazoa, Chordata, Mammalia, Pilosa, Megalonychidae. The transcript has 5 exons.
ACCUGGAGGGUGGCUUCAGGGUCCCCAGGGGAGCUGGAUUCCGAGUCCUCUCCCCUUCCUCUGGGACGAGGCCGGGCAGGGUCACCAGUGGCUCCCUCUCCCUGGCCCCUGAACCCCCGCUCCUCUCCCUGCCUUCCCUUCCCCUGCUCCAGGUGGGGCCUGAUAGGAUCACGAACUCGGCAAGCAAAGCUCAUCCUCUGGUAUUUUUGCCAGAACUGACUCUUCCCCUAGGCAUCCCCCGCUCAGUGAGGGUGGCCGUUUCCCAGCAGGCCACAACCCUCCGAGCCAUCCUCAGCUUCUCUUUCCUCUCAUGCCCACAUCCAGUCCAUCAGCAAAUCCCGGCAGCUCCAUCUUCCAACAUCUGCCCACUUCUCUCUCCUCCAUGGCCCCCACCCCGGCCCUCUCCACUGCUCUCUCCCAUUUGUACCUUCACAGCAGCCUCCCCCCACCCCACCCCAUCCCCAGUCUCCCUGCUCAGAGCCCUCCCGUGGCUCCAUCUCCUUCAGCGGAAAGGCCAGCGUCCCAGAGGCCCCGUGCGGUCUGCCCCUGGCCUUCCUCUUCUCUCUUGUUCUGGCCACUGCUCCACCCCCCAGCCACCUUUGGUGUUCCAACUCCAAAUUCGGCCCUGACCCAAGCCUUGGCACUUGUGAGCCCCACUCCUGGGCUGCCCUUGUCUGGAUCUUCUGGGAUUGCCUCCCUUUGAUCAGUGAUGAGCCCACGUCACCUCCUCAGAGAGGCCCACCCUGCCCACCCUGCCCGAGGUAAACCCCUUCUCUAUCUGCACCAGACUCAGGCACCGCAGCCAGGGCUCCUCCCUUCACAACGUGUGGGUUUGAGAACUGUCCAUCUCCUACCUGAAGGGCCGGGGUGUUUCCCAGUUUGUUCACUGCUCAGCCUCAGAGUGGAGAGGAGAGACUGGCAGAUAGUAGGUGCUCAAUAAAAAUUACUGGAAUGAAGAUGUUUGGGACUCUGCAGUUCCCAAGUGCCAGGCUCUGCCCUAAGCUCUAGACACGCAGGAACUCAUUUAACCCUCGCCGCCACCAAGCCUUAGAGUAGGUUGUCAAAAGUACCAUUUGACAAAGGAGGAAACAGGUCUUGGGGAAGUUAAGCAACUGUCCCAGGGCUCCACGGUGGCGGCGGGGUCGGGUGGGGACUCAGGUCGGAAGGCCAUGGCUGCCUGUGAGGACGCAGGCUGCUGAGGCCCACUUCCAGAGGAGGCCCGAGGGGAGAGGCAUUGCCUGAAGUCGUCCAGGAGGUGACUGGAACCCAAACGGGGCUGUUGAGCUGGAUCAGACCCCGUUUCUCUGGGAAGAGAAACCUCCACCCUCCUUGCUGGCGCCCACGGGCCGGAAGCCUGGAGGGGCAGCGGGUGCAAGGCGUGGGUUCCCCAUGCAUAAUUGAGGGUCUCAGGCAGGUCGGCCGCCCCGCAGCUGUCGUGCCGCUGCGGGAGGGGUGGGGGCGGCGGUGACGUCAUCUCCUCCCCGCGGGGUGGCAGCGCGGGUUAUAAGGGGCUGCCCGGCCUGGUCGGCACAGCGCCGGGGACCCCGAGUCCGGACGCCGCACCAUGCCGCACCGCUGGCCGGUCUCCGCGCCGACGCUGCUGCUGCUGCUGCUGGGGGCAGCCACCGCUGCACCCCUGGGGCCGAGACCCUCCAAGGAGGAGCUGACCCGCUGCCUGGCAGAGGUGGUCACGGAGGUGCUGACACGGGGCCGGGCCCAGAGAGGGCCCUGCAUGGCUCUCCUGCACAGAGAGAUGUGUGAGACAGAGCCCUACGGCUGCGUGCCUGCCGAGGAGAAAGGCCUGCUGGUCGGGGAUUUCAAGAAGCGGGAGGCCGGGAAGACAAGGUCCAGCCAGGAAGUGAGGGACAAGGAAGAGGAGGAAGAGGAGGAGGCAGCAGAGAAGACCCACAAGUCUGAGGUGCGGGAACAGGCCAUCCACGAGCAGCUCCACAGCCGGCUCCGCCAGGAGGAGGAGGAGGAGGAGGAGGAAAAGAGGAGGAGGGGCCCCGAGGAGUCCUUUGAGGACCUGUGGAAGCGGCAUCGAGAGGGUGGAGGGGGCCUCCAGAAGCGGGUGGCAGAGAAGGCCAGUGACGAGGAGACAGCCCAGUUUGAGGCAGAGGAGAAGGGUGUGCGGGUGCUAGGUGGGGGCCACGGCCUGUGGCAGGGGGCGGAGAGGGCCGGAGGAGAGAGGCACCAGGAGUCCCUGCACCACCGUCGCCGCCAGCCAGAAGCUGAACCCAAGGAGGAGGAGGAGGAAGAGGCUGCUGAGAGGGAGGAACAUGAUGUGGAACGGCUGGAACACGUGAGAGAUGAGCUGAAGAAGGUGACAGAGAUCCUGGGGGAGGAGCUCAGGAGGGAGGGCUGACCUCUGACCUCAUGUCCUUUCUUCCCAACACACCCUACAGCUUAGGACUGUUGACCCCAUAAGCCCCCUCCUCACUUGGCACCUGCCCCAACCUUGCAGCAGUAGGGAGAAGGGUGUGCCUUGAAUCCAGGCUUGAGGGGACAAGUCUCAGCUGGAUAGGGGGCCCGGGCUCAGACCUAACUCAGGAAAAGGGACCACCCCACCCAAUACCCCAUCCCCUCCAAAUGAAUAAAGCACAAAGAA